UAGUAGGCGUGGCCCAUGGGCGGUCGCGGAACGCGUGGUCGACUCGAGGGCCACAGUGGCGGCCGAGCGCGGCUGCUGUACGUGCCGCGGGGUGUCUGGAUGCGCGCGCCCAUGGCGCUGGACUUGGAGAAGCAGCGGGCGCCGAGCCCCGGCCGCCCGGGCUCGCCGGCUUCCUCCGAGCGACGGCACAAGGUGACUGCGGACGGGGCAUCGGCGCCGCAGCCGCAUCAGCAACCGGCCGCCCAACCGGCACAGGCGGCCGGGUCGACGCCGCCUCUGAAGUUCUCCAUUGAACGGAUCCUGUCGUCCGAGUUCGGCCCGAGCGGCGGCCGCAGUGUUCCCACCGUCGCCGCCGUUCUCGCCGCCAAGGAGUCGCAGCAGCCUCGCAAGGACGAGCGCACCAAGUCCAUCGCCGCCGAGCCCCCCACGACGCCUCCUCAGCAGAACCAGCCCGGACUGCUCUGGCCCGCCUGGGUCUACUGCACGCGAUACUCAGACCGGCCGUCCUCAGGUCCCCGGUCUCGCCGCAUGAAGAAGCGCGAGAAGAAGGAGGAGAAGCGGCCGCGCACCGCCUUCACGGCCGACCAGCUGGCGCGCCUGAAGCAGGAGUUCCAGGAGAACCGCUACCUGACCGAGAAGCGCCGCCAAGACCUGGCGCGGGAGCUGCGCCUCAACGAGUCGCAGAUCAAGAUCUGGUUCCAGAACAAGCGAGCCAAGAUCAAAAAGGCCUCGGGACAGCGGAACCCGCUCGCCCUCCAGCUGAUGGCGCAAGGCCUGUACAACCACGCCACCUCGUCGCAACAGGGCGGCACCGGAGACGACGACGACAACUCCUCCUCGUGACACUGAGCUGCUGCAUGCGCACGUCGCCGCUGGGACCAAGGGUCAACGUCGCGACAGGUCGUGCCGGCUCCGAGAAGAGCGCCAUGGGUUCGUUGUGCUCGGCAACUGGUGCGGAGACGCUGCUCGCUUAGCUGCGCGCCCGAUUUUCGUGCAGACCUCAAUUACCGGAGAGCCUGUGUCCGCGUGGAGCUUUGUGCGACGGUUCCCUUUACGUGUGUGCGUGUGUCUGACGAGAACCGAACCCGGGUACAGACAGACAUUACAGAAGAAACGAGAAGAUGAAAGGAAUAGAUGGGAAAAUUGGUUGCGAGUUUAAAGAUAUUUUUUUCUCCUCCUAAACAUCAUUCAAAUUGUCGUGUGUUGAUCUCAUCUAUGAUUCUAUAACAGAUCAAAGUUAAUAAUCGGGCAACGUCCAAGCCCCCACUUUGGGGAUUCAUAAAGCGCGAUAUAUGGCGGCUAGAAAAUCCAUGGGCUCGACUUGCUAAAGUGAUAGUCUCCCCGUUAAAAGAUUGCGCGCGCUCUUAAAAAGCACAAAGCAAACGUUCCAGGUCUCGGUAAUUGUUAUCCAUGAUUAAUUUUUGAAAGCAAUAACUCGAAUCGCUUAAUAGUGCAGUAAAGCUCGGGCCCAAUCGAACCUCGUGGUCACAGUUAAGUCGCGCGCAGAGCACACGUUACUGCACCAGAUGCAAAUGCAUGGCCAAAGCGUCUCCCAUCAUGUGAGCUCAACGUCAGCUCGAGGAAUCCCGAAGGACUCAGCCCACGUCCUUUGUCACCAGUGCCGCCAGAGAGCGAAAACGCAUCCAACAACGCUUGGCGAUUACAUCACUCGGCGCUGCUGAUGUGAACCUCAAAGGCUGCGGCUUUACGGGAUCGCUCCGCGAGCGCCCUCGAAAGCUAUAUCAACGAUAGUUCCUCAAGGUCAGAUAGGCACGGCAUGCUAUUUUGAGACGGAUACGCACCGACACAGCAGAGUUGUAUUAGCAAUGGCACUCAAACCGCUUCCACUGUGGCCUGCUGCAAAAACUUAAACUAUCUUCCCUCGUGACUGUUUUGCAAGAAAAGAUUACAAGUCGCACCCAGUCCUAAUCACAACCGCACUCUGUAGACGAAUCCUUCCUGUUGCGAAAUCCUCUGGCGACGCGGUGCGUCAGCGUAAGCCCAAGAGCAGGCGCACUCUCUGCAGGAGGUUAGCGACAAGCACGCGACCGCGCUGCCUUCAAGGCUCGCUGGCUACGCAAGAGCGUCCGACGUGGCACCCUGAUCGUUACCGCGGCACAACAGCGCAACAUCAGCCGCAUGGUCGUUCUCCGGUGCUUACGAGGUGCCACGCGCGAGAACGCAGCGUCCGAGUGCACCUGAAGGACGACGCGGUGUUGUGUUCGCCGUCCCUCCUGCUUGUUUCGGGUCUCGUGAGUUGUCUUCAAGUGCUGGACGUUUGGAAGACUUGGUGACCCCGGCCCAGCGCGGCCCCGGACCUUCUAGCGGCGACGAACAGUGGUGCGCGGUGAUCGAUAACUAGCGCUGCGGCGCAGGUGUGUGCGCGUGUGUGUUGACAUAGUCACCUGUACAGAUACUCAAAAAAAGAAAAAAAAAAGACUCGAUCGUGCAGAAAUGACCGCCACCACGUUGGCGGCCUUUCCUUUCUGUCUUUCUGUACAUAACCUGUUCUCCUUUCUUCUCACUGUUCGCGGUCCUCGCACUGGCGGCAAGGACAUUGUCUUAUAUCUCACAAACGCUAUAGGAGAAAUACACAUCCUACACUUCUCAAUGG
Messenger RNA from Dermacentor albipictus, 2614 nucleotides. RefSeq names its product homeobox protein engrailed-1a-like. Gene Ontology annotation, biological process: neuron differentiation; regulation of transcription by RNA polymerase II; multicellular organism development. Gene Ontology annotation, molecular function: RNA polymerase II cis-regulatory region sequence-specific DNA binding; DNA-binding transcription factor activity, RNA polymerase II-specific. Lineage: Eukaryota; Metazoa; Arthropoda; Arachnida; Ixodida; Ixodidae. The record is from RefSeq and is a predicted model, not a curated record. Gene Ontology annotation, cellular component: nucleus.